Saccharomyces paradoxus is the source of this 4716-nucleotide messenger RNA. RefSeq names its product aminophospholipid-translocating P4-type ATPase DNF1 (gene DNF1). The record is from RefSeq and is a predicted model, not a curated record. Gene Ontology annotation, molecular function: magnesium ion binding; ATP hydrolysis activity; ATP binding. Gene Ontology annotation, cellular component: plasma membrane. Lineage: Eukaryota; Fungi; Ascomycota; Saccharomycetes; Saccharomycetales; Saccharomycetaceae. The transcript has a single exon. The coding region runs from base 1 to 4716 and encodes 1571 amino acids. Gene Ontology annotation, biological process: phospholipid translocation.
AUGUCUGGCACUUUUCAUGGCGAAGGGCAUACACCCAUGUCGCCAUUUGAAGAUACGUUUCAAUUUGAAGAUAAUAGCAGUAACGAAGAUACACAUAUUGGGCCUACCCAUAUUGGUGAUGGUACACCAAGUUAUAAAUACAGCCGGCCACAGGUCAGCUUCAAUGACGAAGCACCGAAAAGUAAACGUGAAGACGCGGAAGAAUUUACAUUUAACGAUGACACAGAAUAUGACAACCAUUCCUUCCAGCCAACACCGAAACUUAAUAGUGGAUCUGGGACGUUUGAUGAUGUAGAACUAGACAAUGAUAAUGGUGAGCCACAUACUAACUACGAUGGUAUGAAACGAUUCCGGAUGGGUACAAAAAGGAAUAAAAAGGGAAACCCAAUAAUGGGGAGAUCUAAGACUCUAAAAUGGGCUAAGAAGAACAUUCCAAACCCGUUUGAAGAUUUUACAAAGGACGAUAUUGACCCUGGUGCCAUAAAUCGUGCGCAAGAACUAAGGACUGUAUAUUACAACAUGCCCUUACCAAAAAAUAUGAUAGAUGAAGAAGGCAACCCCAUUAUGCAGUAUCCCCGUAAUAAAAUCAGAACUACUAAAUAUACCCCGCUAACAUUCUUACCCAAAAACAUUCUAUUCCAGUUUCAUAAUUUUGCCAACGUUUAUUUCUUAGUUUUAAUUAUUUUAGGUGCAUUUCAAAUCUUUGGUGUCACAAACCCGGGUUUAAGUGCCGUUCCAUUAGUUGUCAUUGUUAUUAUCACCGCCAUUAAGGAUGCUAUUGAAGACUCGAGAAGAACCGUCUUAGAUUUAGAGGUGAACAAUACCAAGACACAUAUUUUAGAAGGUGUUGAUAACGAAAAUGUCUCAACGGACAAUAUAUCUUUGUGGAGAAAGUUUAAGAAAGCGAACUCUAGACUCCUCUUCAAGUUUAUACAGUACUGUAAAGAACAUUUAACUGAAGAAGGCAAAAAGAGGAGAAUGCAAAGAAAGCGUCAUGAACUAAGAGUGCAAAAAACUGUUGGAACAAGUGGACCCAGGUCCUCUCUAGACUCUAUUGAUAGUUACAGAAUAUCUGCAGAUUAUGGCCGUCCCUCAUUGGAUUACGAUAACUUGGAACAAGGCGCCGGUGAAGCCAAUAUAGUUGAUAGGUCCCUACCACCCAGAAUUGAUUGUAAGUUUGCUAAGAAUUAUUGGAAAAGUGUCAAAGUCGGUGACAUUGUUCGUAUCCAUAAUAAUGAUGAAAUUCCUGCUGACAUUAUCUUGCUUUCAACAUCGGAUACAGAUGGUGCGUGCUAUGUAGAAACCAAAAAUUUGGAUGGUGAAACAAACUUAAAGGUACGUCAAUCGUUGAAAUGUACCAAUACUAUAAGAACGUCAAAAGAUAUUGCUAGGACAAAAUUCUGGAUCGAAAGUGAGGGCCCUCACUCAAAUUUGUACACUUAUCAAGGUAAUAUGAAAUGGAGAAGCCUUGCAGAUGGCGAGAUACGAAAUGAGCCUAUUACUAUUAACAAUGUUCUACUUCGUGGCUGCACUCUCAGAAAUACUAAGUGGGCAAUGGGUGUGGUAAUGUUUACCGGUGAUGACACAAAAAUUAUGUUAAACUCUGGUAUUACACCCACCAAGAAAUCAAGAAUUUCAAGAGAGUUAAACUUUUCUGUGGUGAUCAAUUUUGUGCUACUUUUUAUCUUGUGUUUUGUUUCUGGUAUUGCAAAUGGUGUAUAUUACGACAAAAGAGGCAGAUCACGGUUUUCCUAUGAAUUUGGGACAAUUGCUGGGUCAGCGGCAACGAACGGCUUCGUCUCAUUUUGGGUCGCUGUUAUUCUUUAUCAAUCUUUGGUCCCAAUUUCAUUGUAUAUUUCUGUGGAGAUUAUCAAAACUGCACAGGCAGCCUUCAUUUACGGGGAUGUUUUACUUUACAAUGCCAAAUUGGAUUAUCCUUGUACGCCAAAAUCCUGGAAUAUUUCCGACGAUUUAGGCCAAGUGGAAUACAUAUUUUCUGAUAAAACAGGUACGUUAACACAAAAUGUAAUGGAGUUCAAAAAAUGUACCAUUAAUGGUGUUUCAUAUGGGAGGGCUUACACUGAAGCGUUAGCGGGCUUAAGAAAAAGACAGGGUAUAGAUGUCGAAACCGAAGGAAGGCGAGAGAAGGCCGAAAUCACCAAGGAUAGGGAUACAAUGAUCGAUGAACUGAGGGCUUUAUCGGGGAACUCACAGUUUUAUCCUGAAGAAGUUACUUUUGUAUCAAAGGAGUUCGUUCGCGAUUUGAAAGGCGCUAGUGGCGAAGUACAACGAAGAUGCUGUGAGCACUUUAUGCUAGCGUUAGCUUUGUGUCACUCUGUCCUGGUAGAAGCUAAUCCGGACGAUCCAAAAAAACUCGAUUUAAAGGCCCAAUCCCCUGAUGAAGCAGCGUUGGUAGCCACAGCUAGAGAUGUCGGGUUCAGUUUUGUUGGAAAAACCAAAAAGGGUGUAAUAAUUGAAAUGCAAGGUAUUCAAAAAGAAUUUGAAAUCCUAAAUAUUCUCGAAUUUAAUUCAUCGAGAAAAAGAAUGUCUUGUAUUGUCAAAAUUCCGGGUCUAAACCCAGGGGAUGAGCCGAAAGCACUUUUAAUUUGUAAAGGUGCAGAUUCCAUUAUAUACUCAAGGUUAAGUCGCCAGAGCGGUAGCAACAGUGAAGUAGUCCUAGAAAAGACUGCUUUGCAUUUAGAACAGUAUGCCACUGAAGGUUUAAGAACGUUAUGUAUAGCUCAAAGAGAAUUGAGUUGGUCUGAAUACGAGAAAUGGAAUGAAAAGUACGACAUUGCUGCUGCAUCAUUAGCCAAUAGAGAAGAUGAAUUAGAAGUUGUUGCAGAUUCUAUUGAACGCGAAUUGAUAUUAUUAGGCGGCACGGCUAUCGAAGAUCGUUUACAAGACGGUGUUCCGGAUUGUAUAGAAUUGCUUGCGCAGGCAGGAAUCAAACUAUGGGUUCUUACAGGUGAUAAAGUUGAAACAGCUAUAAACAUUGGAUUUUCUUGCAACCUUUUGAAUAAUGAAAUGGAAUUGUUAGUCAUUAAAACAACUGGUGAUGAUGUGAAAGAAUUCGGAUCAGAGCCAAGUGAAAUUGUGGAUGCUUUACUCUCCAAAUACUUGAAACAAUAUUUCGGCUUAAACGGCUCAGAAGAAGAGGUAUUUGAAGCAAAAAAAGAUCACGAAUUUCCAAAGGGUAAUUAUGCUGUCGUUAUUGAUGGUGAUGCUUUGAAGUUAGCGCUAUAUGGUGAAGAUAUAAGAAGAAAGUUUCUUUUACUCUGCAAGAAUUGUAGAGCUGUCUUAUGCUGUAGGGUUUCUCCAUCUCAAAAGGCAGCUGUUGUUAAGUUAGUCAAGGAUUCGCUAGAUGUUAUGACCCUGGCCAUUGGUGAUGGUUCCAACGAUGUUGCCAUGAUUCAAUCAGCAGACGUCGGUAUAGGUAUUGCCGGUGAAGAAGGUCGACAAGCUGUUAUGUGCUCGGACUACGCCAUUGGUCAAUUCAGAUACUUGGCGAGAUUAGUCCUCGUUCACGGUAGAUGGUCUUAUAAAAGAUUGGCAGAAAUGAUCCCCGAAUUUUUCUACAAAAACAUGAUCUUUGCUUUGGCAUUGUUCUGGUAUGGUAUCUAUAAUGAUUUUGAUGGGUCAUAUCUGUAUGAGUACACAUACAUGAUGUUCUACAAUUUGGCAUUCACAUCCUUACCAGUUAUCUUCUUAGGUAUUUUGGACCAGGAUGUGAACGACACAAUAUCAUUAGUGGUCCCUCAGUUAUACCGUGUUGGUAUUUUAAGAAAAGAAUGGAACCAAAGAAAGUUUUUAUGGUACAUGUUGGACGGAUUGUAUCAAUCUAUAAUCUGCUUUUUUUUCCCCUACUUGGUUUAUCACAAAAAUAUGAUAGUUACGAGCAAUGGGUUAGGAUUAGACCAUCGUUAUUUUGUCGGUGUUUAUGUGACAACUAUUGCCGUAAUUUCAUGUAACACAUAUGUUUUACUACACCAAUAUAGGUGGGAUUGGUUUAGUGGACUAUUCAUUGCACUAUCUUGUCUUGUAGUUUUUGCUUGGACAGGGAUAUGGUCUUCUGCAAUUGCGAGUAGAGAAUUUUUCAAAGCUGCAGCACGUAUCUAUGGAGCACCGUCAUUUUGGGCUGUUUUCUUUGUUGCCGUGUUGUUCUGCUUACUACCUCGUUUCACAUAUGACAGUUUUCAGAAAUUUUUCUAUCCAACGGAUGUGGAAAUAGUAAGAGAGAUGUGGCAACAUGGCCAUUUCGACCACUAUCCAGCCGGCUACGAUCCAACAGAUCCCAACAGACCUAAGGUCACAAAAGCUGGGCAACACGGAGAGAAGAUUAUAGAAGGUAUAGCGCUUUCCGACAACUUAGGAGGAUCCAACUAUUCAAGGGAUAGUGUCGUCACAGAAGAGAUUCCAAUGACGUUCAUGCACGGUGAAGAUGGAAGUCCUAGCGGAUAUCAGAAACAAGAAGCCUGGAUGACUUCGCCCAAGGAAACACAAGAUCUUCUUCAAUCGCCCCAAUUUCAGCAGACCCAAAAAUUCGGAGCCGGUCCAUCCACCAACGUCAGGUCAUCUUUGGACCGCACAAGAGAACAGAUGAUGGCCACACACCAACUAGACAACCGAUAUUCUAUCGAAAGAGCGAGAACAUCUCUAGACCUACCGGGCGUAACAAACGCAGCCUCCUUGAUCGAAACACAGCGGAAUAACUAA